AUGGUAAUAAAAAAAAACAAAAAUUAUGCAAAUAAACCACAAAAAAGAAAUAAAUUUAAAAAUAUCAUUGCAGAAGAUUAUAGUUCUGAAGUAAGCUUGACAGAUAUUGGAGAACCUGAUUAUAAUGAUGUUUUUGAGGUUGAAAAAAUUGUAAUGGCAAGAUAUAAAUUUAAUAGAAAGAAGAAGAAAAAUGGUAAAGAAGAGAGUUUAGAUAAUUUUGAAUUUUUUAUAAAAUGGAAAAAUUAUGAUAGUGAUGAAAAUACAUGGGAACCUUUUGAGAACUUAAGUUCAACAUUAAAAAGUCAAGCAAGAGAAGCUGCAUUAAGGUUGAAAACAGAAAUGGAUAAUAUGGAAAAAAAAAGAAAAGGAAUUAAUAUUAAUGAUAAUCAAUCAGGUGAAAAUGUGACAACUAAUGAAAUGGAAAAUAAUUUUUUAGCUAUUGAAGAUUCUAAAAAUAUAAGUAACAAAGUUGAAUUAGAAAAUGUAAAUAAAAAUAAUUGUGUUACAAGUUUAGAUAAUUAUUUAAUAAAAAAUAAUAAUUUAUUAAGUGAUAUAAAUAUUAAUUCAUGUUCUAAAGAUCACCAUGAAAAAAGAGAUGAUCCUAUAAGUAGUAAAGAUUAUGAAAAUGUUAAAAAUAUAUUAUGUAUUUCUGAUAGAAAAAGUAAUGAUAGAUUUAAUAAUCAAAAUAAUGAACAUAUCGGAAAUUCAAAAAUUAAUAUAUUAGAUAACAUUGAUAACAACUAUUAUGUAGACAAAAAUAAUAUAUACAACACAACUAUGAACAGUAAUGAAAAUGUAUUUGAUAAUUUAUCUAAUAAUCCAAAUGAACAUAUAAAUCAGAAUAAUAUAAAUGUAAAAAAUAAUGUUCAUGUUUUGGAUAAUUUUAAUAGUAUUCAUAAUGAGGAGAAAAACCAAAUUCAUCAUACAAAUAUAUGUAAUGAACCUAACAUUUUAUGUAAAAAUAAGGAAAUUAAUUAUACUAAUUUUUCAAAAGGCAUUUCAAAAGGUGAUAAAUUUAUAUGUAACAAAAAUAGAGAUAAGAGAAAGUUUGAAUUAUUUAAUGUUGGUAAUAGCGAUGAACAAAAUAAGGAUAUAGAAUUGGGAUGUGAUAAAAGCUUGAAAAAAGUUAAUUUAAACAAUGAUGGAUUAUUUAAAGAAGAUUUUUUAUCAAAAAAACAAUACGAUUCAUCAAAUUUUUCAGAAUUAUUAUUUAUUAGUGAUGAAAUAUAUGAACAAUAUGAAACAAAAAAUGAUUUGAAUUUAUCUAAAAAACCUUCAGAAGAUGAAAAUUCUAAUAAUCAAUUAACAAAUAAUGAUGAUAAUAGUGUAUCCAAUGUUACAAAUGAGCUAUUAUGUUUAAAAGAUGAUUAUCCUAAGAAUACUGGAAGAGAUAAAGAUGUAAUCAAAGAGUCAAAAAAUGAAAAUAUUAAUGUAAAAAUAAAUAAUAAAUUUAUAAUUACUCAUAUCAAAAAUAAAAAUUUUGAAAAAGAAAAGAUAAAUAUUGAUAAUAAUUAUAGUAAUAAAAUGAAUGAAAAUGGGAAUAAUGAAAAAAUAGAAUGUGAUGAUAAAUUGAAGUUGGAAGAGAAAAAUAAGAUAAUAGAAAAAACAUGUAUAAACAAUAAUGCUAAUUUUAUAAGUAAAAAUUUAAAAAAAAAAGUAUCAGAUAAAAAAAAAUUACAGAAAAAAAUUCAUACAGGUAAUAUUUUUAAGGAGAAAUUAAAUACAUUAAAAAAAAAUAUGAAAAAAAUCUCAAAAAAUUCAUACAUGUUUAAAUUAAAUAUGCAUGAUUUAGAAAAUAAUUAUGAGGACAAAUUGUUAGAUUUUGAAGAAGUAAAUAAAACAAAUGAAAUAAUAGACAAAAAUAAAUUUUCUGGUGAUAACACAAAUAUAUGUAUAAAUGACCAUGCGAAAUUUGCAGAAAAAAUUCAAGAAAAAGAUAAGUCAUAUUUAUGUAAAAAAAUGCAAAAUGGAAAUAAAUUGUAUGAAAAAAACGAUUCAUAUUUAAGUAAAGGUGGCUUUGAGGUUAAUACAUUACGUGAAAUUGAUAAAAACGAGGAAAAUUGUGAAAUUAUUAAUGAAGAUAAUUGUAAUAGUUUAAAAGAGAAAAUAACUGAAGAAAUAUUUAAUAAAAAAAAAAUGAAUAUUUCUAAUGAAAAUGUAUAUGAAGAAAAAAAUAUUAUUGAUUUUAUUGAAGUAGAUAAAAAUUCAAUGGAGCAUAAUAAGAACAGAAAUGUGAUUCGUAAACUAAUAAAUAAUAGUGAAAAUCAUAUAAUAGGUGAAGAAUCAAAUAUCGAAAAUACGGAAAAUGAAAAUAGAAAAUACAAAAGCAAAGGUUUCGAAGUUAUACAAAAAAUAAUAGAGACAAAUUCAAGUGAAAAAAAAAAAAAAAUUGAAAAAGAAGCAUAUAGCAAAAUAAAUGAACAUAAAAUUAUUAAAAAGAGUGAGUAUGCAAUCAAUAAAAAAUUUGUACAUCCACACUCUCAAGAACAAAAUAAAAAUGUAAUAGAAAGAGCAGAUUACUUCAAAGAAAUUAAUGAUCUUGAAAAAAAAAUGAUAUAUCCAAAUGACAAAAAUAUUACAUCAAUAGUUAAUGACAUAAGUUAUUAUAUAAAUGAUAAAAAUGAAUCAAAGUUUAAAUCAAAUAGAAAUAAUAAUGAAGAAAUAGAAAAAUAUGUUUUAAGUGUUUGUAAUCAAAGUAGUAAAAAAAAUAAUUCAAAUAUUUCUAAAAAAAUAGAUAAAAAUGAUACUUCUAAUACAGAUAAAUAUAUUAAAAAAAUAAAAAAUAAAGAUUCAGAGUAUACAACAAAAAAAUACAAUGAAAAAAAAAAAAUACAAGUUGAUGGAAGUUUCAUAAAUAAAAAUAAUGAAAAUAAUCAAUUAAAAAGGAUCCAAGAAAAUAAUAAAAAUAUACUUAUUCAUAAUGAAGCAAUUAAAAAUAAUGAAAAUAUUAGCUAUCUAUUAGAAAAAUUUGAUAAAGUAAGUUUUACAAAACAAAUGCAUCAUAGUAAAAUUGAGAGAAGAAAAAAAGAUAAUGUAAAAAAAGGUAAUAAUAGAAGCAAUAAUAAUGAUAAUACGCUUAACAUUAAUUACGAAAAUAGUAUAAAUAAUAGUACUAGUAUGAAUAAUGAAAUGGUGAUAAAUUUAAAAGAUAUAUUAAAUAUAGAGAAUGAUAAAUAUGAUUAUUAUAUUAAUUUCCUUGAAAAUAUUUUGAACACAUUAAAGGAAAAACGCCCCUGUAAAUCAAGUGACUUGAUUUUGUUAGAUGGAUUAAAAUCAAAUUUAAAUAAUAAAGAUAAUUCAGUUCAAAAUUCUUCAAUAUUAUCCAACAUUAAUGUGCAGAAUAUAUCUUAUAAUAAAAAUAUUUACAAUAAUUCAUCUAUAGAUCCUAAGGAAAGUGGAAAAAAUACUAUCGAUAAAUUUGAUAAAAAAAAUAAAUUUUCAAAUGAUUAUGUAAAAAUUAUCAAAUCUUCCAAAAAAAUUUCUCAAGGAAAUUGUAUUCAUGAUAAUAAUGAGACAAAAAAAAUGAAAAUUAAAAAUGUUAUGUACAUUUCUCAUGAUGUUAUUGAGAAUAAUAACGCACCGUGCAUCAUAAAUAACGAAUUAAAUGCUGAAGAUUUAAGCAUUUCAAGUAACAAAAGAUUAAAUGAAAAUAACAAUGAGAAAAAAAAAUCAAAAAGAAUUUCUUCUUUAUGUAAAAAUAAUGAAAAACAAAAAAUUGAGAAUACUGCGAUUCCAAAUAGUAAAAUAUCUGUAAAAAGUAAAAAUUUAUUAAAAAAUGAAAUAAAAGAAUCAAAUAUUUUGCGUUCAUCAAAUAAAAAUAAUUUUAAUAAGGAUAAAAUUAAUGAUUAUCAAUUAGAUACAUUAAAUAUAAAUGAUAUUAAAAUGAAUUAUAUGGAUAGGUAUAAUCAAUAUUAUGCAGCUAUCGAUGGCCUUGUUUUAAAUAAUAUUAGCGCUCUUAUUAAGAAUAUGAAUAUCAUAAAUUUUUAUAAUUCACAAAAUAGAAAUUGCAUUAAUUUUAUAAAUGGAAGUUUUCAAGUGCAUCUUUUAGAAUCAUAUACCAACAUUUUACUGUAUUUUGAUAUAUUUAACGAUUUUAGAAAUUAUAAUUUUAUAUGUAAAAAUUGUGAGUUUAUUAAUAUUCUAUUAGAUAAUUUUUGUGACUCCAAAACUACAAAUAGAAAUUCUGGCGUAGAUAAUUCAUUAAAUGAUAUAUCAAAAAAUAUUAUGCUAUUUGAUGAAAUAUUCAGAUUAAAUAAAAAAAUGAAUAUAUUUUUUAAAAAAAUUUUAUUAUCAAUAAAUAUAAAACCAAAUCAAUUUUUUUUUCCUUCAGUUGAAUAUUUUGAAAAAUUGUAUAUUUAUUUAAAUUAUAAAAAAGAUUCAUCUAAAAUUACAAAUGAAGAUGCAAAUACAAUUAGCCUAGUUAAAAAAAGUAGUAAAGGUGUUAAUUUAAAGGUUAAUAAAUCUUUCAAAGAUAUCAAUAGCAAUACAUCACAUGAAUACAUUGAAAAUAUAAAAGAUUACAACAAUAAUGAUGAUUGUUAUAAUAAAAAUAGUUAUGAUAGAGGUAAGAAUCGUAUCAAUAAUUAUGAACAGGAUGGCUGUCAAACAAAUAACUCAAAUAUUCUAGAGGAAAAUGUGGAAAAUAAGAUGGUAAGUGAAAAUAAUUUAAAAAAUGAUGAUCAUUCUAAUUUAGAAAAAUUCAAACAAAGGAAAAUAAUAACUGUACCAAAGCAUAAUGGAAAUGAAUAUUUAGAAAAAAUGCUUACACAGAAAAAAAACAAUAACGAAGUUCAAGAAAAAAAUAUUCCAUUAAAUGAAAUGAAUAAAAAUGAAGAAAUUUUAAAUAUUUAUAAUAAUAAAAUUAACAAUAUUAUGGAAAAUAAAGUAUGUAAUGAUGAUACAAAUUUUAUACAAAAACAUAAGGGUUGUAAUAUCGUAAAUAAAAACUUAAAAUGUAUUGUAAAAGAAAAAAAUGCAUGCAUUAUAAAAGGUAAACAAGAUGAUAAUAUUGAUAUUAUUAAUCAUAGUGAUAAUCAUUUGUUGAAUGUAAAUAUUGUAAAAAACAUGGAAGAAAAUAAAUGUCAUACAAUAAAAGAAUCUACAAUUUUAAAAAAAUUCGUAGAUGAUAACAUGCGUAUAAAUAAUGGAGGUGGAAAUAUAUCAAAUGUGAGUACAUACAAUAAUAAAGAUAAUUCAAAUAUUGUAUUGAGUAAUGUAUUAUGUAAUGGAAAUAAAGAUUUGGGAGAUAUGUGCAAUUCAAAUGAUGUGAUUGAUAAAAAAUGUAUAAAUGUUAUUAGUUUAUAUAACAAUUCAAAUAUUAUAAAAUAUGUAGAUAUUAAUAAUUUAAAUCGAAUUAAUUUAAGUCAAAUAAAUGUAGAAGAAAAAACAAUUGCAAAUGAUAAUUCAAAUACGAAAAAUGAUACAAUGGCUAUAAAUACUAAUGUUAAUAAUAAAAUAACAAACCAAACGAAUGAUUUAAAUAACUUAAAUAAUGCUAAAGAUGACACAUGCAACAUCAAUAUGAUGAAUGUUUGUCAAACACAAAUUAUUCAUGGGAAUAUUAACAGUAACAAAAACAAAAUAAUUAAUGAAUUUAAUAAAGAAAAAAAAAAUAAAAAAGAAUUCAGUGAAUUUCAGCAAAAUUCUGUAAAUAAGGAUAAUAGAAAAAAUGAAGGAAGAAAAUGCCUAAUUAAUAAUGCAUCAAAUGAUUUCAAAAAUAAUGAGAGAAAUGAAACCAUGGUUUGUAUUAACGAUUUAGAAAAAAAUAAUUGCAAUGAAAAUAUGGAUAUUAUUACUAGUAAUUUUAAAUUCAAUAAAAGAAGUAAUAGUAAUAACAGUACCAAUAGUAAUGAUACAAAUAAUAGUAUAAAAAGUAACCAUGAUAUUAAUGAUUGUAAAGGAAUUAAUAAUCAUAGUAAUACUAAAAAUAUGAUGGAAAAUGACAAUGAAAAACGGAAAAGUAUACCUUUAAAUGAUUGUAAUGAUUUAUUGAUUUCCGAAAAACAUUACAUAUCAGAUGAAGAAAAAAAAAAGAACAAUCUCAAUAAUUUUUAUAGUUCAAAAGAUAAAGCAUAUGAAGAAUUAAAUGAUUCAAAAAUAAAUGAUAUGAGAGCUAUUUAUACCUAUUAUGAUUCAGUAAAAAAUAUUGAUGAUAUAAAAUAUUGUGAAAAAAGAAUUGAAUUAUAUAAAAGUACAAAAUCUAUAAUAACAAAAUACCACGAAUUUUUUGUUAACAAUUGUUUAAAUCUGAGAAAACAUUAUCCAGAUAUGCAAAUGAAUUAUUUUGGUGCACAUAAUAAAUUAAAUUUAUUUAAUUCAUAUGAUUUAAAAGAUUUAGAUAAUUAUUUUAUUAAGAAGAAUGAUAAAAAAUACAUAAGUUGUCAUAUCUGUUCAUAUAAUGAAAAUAUUUGUUACCUUUCAUGGAUAGCAUAUUUUGAAAAAGAAGCAUUAUUUUUUAAAUCUCAAAAAAAAAAAAAAAAUAGGCAUGCAAAUAUUGAGGAAAAUGCAUGCUCAUUAAAUUCUCCUGAUAGAUCGAGGAACAAUGCAUGCAUUAAUAUGUAUUCCGAUUUACGUAAAAAAGAAAAAAAUUAUAGGAAUUCAAAUUCUUUUAUUAAUUCAAGUGUUCAACAAAAUAAUGAACAAAUAGAUAAAGGUGAUACCUGUUUUAUCUUAGACGAUAACGAUAGUUGUAAACAAAAGGAUGAAAACAUUGUUAGUGAUAUUACUAAUAAUCAGAAUGAAGUAAACAAAAAUGAUUUAAGUGGUGAUGAUAACUCUAAAAAGAAUAAUAUUUCUGAGGAGUUGAACUUAACAAAUAUUAAAGAAAAAAAUGAAGACAUCAUAUUAAUACAUAAUAAAAUUAAUUGUUUGAAUAAAACAAAAAAUAAUAUAAUUGAAAAUAAAAAAUUAUUGAGUAAAAAUGUUCAAAAUAUAGAAAAUGGGAAUUUAGAGGAGAAUAUUAUAGAAAAAAAUUUAUUAGAUGCUAACAGAAAUUCAAGUUUUGAAAAUAGAGAUGUUAACAUAAAUGAUUCUUUAAAAAAUAUUCAUAAGAAUAUAAUUAUUGAAGAAAAUAAAAAUUCAAGUGAUAAAAUUAAUAGUAUUGUUAACGAAGAAAAUGAUGUUAGAAAAUCAAGAAAUACAGAAAAUUGCAAUAUUUCAUAUAUUUUUGGGGAUAAUGAAAAUGAAGAAAUUGUUGAUUCUGGUUCUAAAAAAAAUUACAUUUACAAUUCAUAUGAUUUAAAUACUAAAAAAAAUAUAAACAAUAAUAAUAUGAAUGAUAAUGCUGAUCUUAAUAAUAAUGGUAACAAUAUUCAUAGUAGCAUUUCAGGUGUAUCUCUUAUAGAACAGAAAUAUAAUAAUAAUGAUAAUAUAAAUGUUAACAAUUAUAAUCAGAACAAAUUAAGAAACCCAAAUGAUCAUAAUUUUUUAUUUGAAUCAAACGAAAGGGUAAAAAUAUCCAACAGGAGAUUUUGUGAUAUGAAAAAAUUUCUUUGUUCAAAGAAGACUCUAAUAACCAGACUAAAUUUGAUAAAAGAAAAGGGUUACAUCUGUUUAUUUUGUAGAAGCUUGUUAAGUGUUCCUGAUAACUUAAUUAAAAAAAUUCUAAAUAUAAAUAUAUUUAAAAUACCUCAAGAAUUAAAUGAGGAAGUAGAUGAAUAUAUGUUUUUUAAAUUAGAUGAUACAGAUUUCAGAGAAUUAUCAGCAAAUUCAAAAAGACUUGAAUUAAGAGGUAUAAAGCUUGAUAUGCAAAGAUUUUGGAAUCCCUAUAUUAGUUUUCCGAAGCAUUUUUCUAUUGUUAUUAAUUAUAAACAUACUAUCAAAUUACCUUAUUUUGAUAGAGCAAUAAAAAGAGUAGAUCGUGAAAUAGUAAUUCCUUCCAGAUAUUUAAAACAUGGUUGUAACGUUAUUAUGCUUUCAUUAAAAAAUAGAAAGGCAGAAAAAUUUUUAAUCCCAGAAAUGUUUUAUUGUUUCACAUUAUGCAUUAUUAAUAAUAUUGAAGCAAGUACUCUUCACGUUGCUUGCCAUAUUAUUAAGUAUUCUAUUGUUGAAGAAAAACUAUGUAAAUUACAUUUAGCUAAUUUGAUAAAAUCUAAAUUAUGUGAAGAUAAUGAUAUCCAAAUUGUAAAUGGGCAAAAUAACACUAUCAACUUUUUUUGCCCUUAUACAUAUUCGAAAAUAAAAUUACCUUGUAAAAGUAUUUCUUGCAAACAUUUAGACCCUUUUUGUUUUGCUUCAUGGAUUAUUAGUCAAAAUAAAUUAGCACCAAAUAAAAAAUGGAAAUGUCCUAUUUGUGAUGUUAGUUGUUUUCCUCAUGAAGUUAUGAUUGACUCAUUCUAUAAAAAUAUUUGUGAUUCCUUGAAUGAGAACAAUUUGAAUACGGAAGUUUUGUAUGAUUGGAAAAAUGGAGAUGUAUUAAUAAAACCAAUCACGAAAAAUUCGGGUGCUACCAAAAAAAAUAAUAACGAUGUUCUAGAAAUAGAUUAG
Molecule: messenger RNA, 8484 nt
Organism: Plasmodium gallinaceum
Lineage: Eukaryota; Apicomplexa; Aconoidasida; Haemosporida; Plasmodiidae
Product: conserved Plasmodium protein, unknown function
Exons: 3
Coding region: 1-8484 (2827 amino acids)
Molecular function (GO): zinc ion binding
Source: RefSeq, a predicted model, not a curated record